This is a messenger RNA of Parnassius mnemosyne (clouded apollo), 919 nucleotides long. Lineage: Eukaryota; Metazoa; Arthropoda; Insecta; Lepidoptera; Papilionidae. The record is from the annotation of a GenBank genome assembly.
AUUGACUCUAAUAUGCUCAAAUAAAACUUUCACUUGAUUGCACUUUUCUUAUUUUGUUCUUAAUUUUAAGACUAAAAAGCUUUUAAAAUGGCUCGCUAUUUCAAGGAACAGGAUAUUGAUGAAUUCAGGGAAUGCUUUUAUCUAUUUGCACGCUCUGGUCAGAUUACGUCCCUAGAUGAAUUGACAGUGGUCAUGCGUUCACUGGGCAUGAGUCCUACUAUUCAGGAACUUACAGGUUAUCUAAAGGGUAAAGGUGGCAAAAUGUCGUUUGCUGAUUUUUUAGAAGUAAUGCAUAUACAUUCCCGAGCCGAAAAUCUACCCAAUGAGGUGGUGAAUGCGUUCAGAGCUGGAGACCCGGAGAAGAAAGGCGUGGUGCCGGCCAAGCAACUGCGUAAUUUACUACAGAACUGGGGAGAGGGACUGUCACAGCGCGAGGUCGACAACAUAUUCCGCGAAGCAAACGUUUCCAAUAAUGGCACAGUUCGGUACGAGGACUUUGUGAAGAUAGCCUGUGCUCCUGUCCCAGAUUAUUAUUAAAAUGAUAUUAAAUUGUCAAAUAAUAAAAUUGGCGUAAAUUAACGAGACUGUAAAUCGGCAUUCCAAUAUUUUUAUAAUUAUAUUAUAAAAAUAUUUAAUAUUGAAAUAAACUAUUUAUUAAAAAUUAACUAGCUUUUAUUCUAUUAUUUAUAAAUAAAAUUUAAGUGUUUGUCUGUAAUAACGAAAUGAUUGUCUUUUAUUGAACGCAGGGGGUUGUUCUCAUGCUAUAAAAGUAUUUUCUGUUCAGGCUAACCUUUGCAGUGGCUGAAUCGAUUGUAUAUAAUCACUAUGUAAACAACAUAUUUGUGAUAAAACAUCUAAAGUCAUUGUUUAUUAACUAAUUGUAAGGAGAGAAUAUUUCAAUAAAACAUAUUAAAAAUUC